AUGUUUUUCCACAGUGGUUACGUCUUUGAUUAUGAUUACUACAGAGAUGAUUUCUACAAUCGGUUGUUUGAUUACCAUGGCCGUGUCCCCCCACCACCCCGUGCAGUGAUUCCACUGAAGCGUCCUCGUGUGGCUGUGACAACAACUCGUAGAGGCAAAGGGGUUUUCUCCAUGAAAGGAGCAUCACGAUCCACCUCAAGUGGGGCUUCUUCCUCAGGAUCCAAAUCACCCACCUGUCUUCCCCUGCCCCUUAUGUGGAGUGAUACUGUCCUUGGAAGCGUCACUGGAAGAGGAAGAGAAAGAUCAGUGAAAUCAGAUGAGUUGCAAACAAUCAAGAAGGAAUUAACCCAAAUCAAAACAAAAAUUGACUCCUUGCUAGGGAGACUGGAAAAGAUUGAAAAGCAGCAAAAAGCUGAAGCAGAAGCUCAAAAGAAACAAAUGGAAGAUAAUGCUGAUUUGAUUCAAGAGGAAUGCAUAUCAGAGAAUGCAGAUAACUCUACAGAAGAGCCAAUUGAAGGAGGGCCAGAUGCAGAUGGGGAUGGAGAAGAGAUGACUGAUGGGAUAGAGGAGGAUUUUGAUGAGGAUGGCAGCAAUGAGCUGUUUCUACAGAUCAAGUGAUGAGAUGUCAUGUGUGAACCCCCUGAAGGCUGAGAAGAGAAAUCCUGACUACCCCACAGAAAAUUGUGAACUGCAGUUUCUUACUGGC
Messenger RNA from Phaethon lepturus (White-tailed tropicbird), 706 nucleotides. RefSeq names its product RNA-binding Raly-like protein. Gene Ontology annotation, cellular component: nucleus. The transcript is spliced from 6 exons. Lineage: Eukaryota; Metazoa; Chordata; Aves; Phaethontiformes; Phaethontidae. The coding region runs from base 1 to 618 and encodes 205 amino acids. Gene Ontology annotation, molecular function: RNA binding. The record is from RefSeq and is a predicted model, not a curated record.